AUGUUGUGUGAAGUUAUGUAUGGUGAUAAAAAGAAAUCAGAUUUAAAGUUAGUCGUAGUAGACUCAGACGACAGCCCGCCCAUUAUCGGACGUCGGUGGAUGACAGCGUUAGGUAUAAAAUGCAGUCCUGAAACUCCCGAGUCGAUAUAUAAUAUGAAUAACGGUCGUGAGGGCGUAGGGACACAGUUGGCUCGAGAAUUCCCGCAGGUGUUCGCGCAGGGAACUGGGAAGUUCACAGGUAAGCCCAUACAACUAAGAGUGGCCAGCGACGCGCGGCCCGUGUUCUGCAAGCCGCGGCCCGUGCCGCACGCGCUGCGCGCCGCUGUGGAGGCUGAGCUGGAGCGCCUGCAGGCGGACGGGGUCAUUUCGCCGGUGGAGACUAGCGAGUGGGGGACGCCUGUCGUGCCCGUCAUCAAAAAGUCAGGUGAGGUGAGACUGUGCGGGGAUUUUAAAAUAACACUAAACCCGGUAUUAGAGGAUGACAAAUACCCAAUACCGCGCAUCGAUGAAAUAUUCUCUAAUUUGCAAGGAGGACAACUUUUCAGCAAAAUAGAUUUGAGCCACGCUUAUCAGCAAUUACCGCUUACAGAAGAAUCAAAACAGCUGUGCGUAAUUGUGACGCAUAAGGGUAGCUUUUGUUACAAUAGAUUACCAUUUGGUAUUAAGUGUGCCAUGAGUAAAUUUCAGCGCGUCCUGGAUAGCCUAUUCAAGAAUAUGAACCUUAUUGCGGUGUAUUGCGAUGAUAUUUUAGUCACGGGUGUUAACGACGAUGACCAUUAUAAACGCUUGAUAUCGGUAUUCAAAAUAUUGUCCGAGGCAGGAUUAAGAAUUGCACAAAAUAAAUGCAUUUUUUUCCAAAAAUCGCACACAGACGAGCAAAAUAGAUGCCGUUCAGGCAGCCCCAGUACCGGACACCGUAUCGCGUUUAAAGGCAUUCUUAGGUUUGGUAAAUUAUUAUGCUAAAUUCAUACCUAAUAUAAGUACCGUUUUAC
Messenger RNA from Cydia fagiglandana, 992 nucleotides. RefSeq lists its product as uncharacterized. Lineage: Eukaryota; Metazoa; Arthropoda; Insecta; Lepidoptera; Tortricidae. The transcript has 2 exons. The coding region runs from base 1 to 963 and encodes 320 amino acids. The record is from RefSeq and is a predicted model, not a curated record.